Pocillopora damicornis (cauliflower coral) is the source of this 2434-nucleotide messenger RNA. RefSeq names its product prolactin-releasing peptide receptor-like. The record is from RefSeq and is a predicted model, not a curated record. Gene Ontology annotation, molecular function: G protein-coupled receptor activity. Gene Ontology annotation, cellular component: membrane. Gene Ontology annotation, biological process: G protein-coupled receptor signaling pathway. NCBI's taxonomy places the organism in Eukaryota, Metazoa, Cnidaria, Anthozoa, Scleractinia, Pocilloporidae.
UUAAUUUAUUGUGUCUAGUAUCUUAUUCGCUUUUGUCUUUGCUGGUUCCCUUAAUAGGAUACUCGAAAUGCACCACCGGUAGUUAAUUUUUUCAUUUACGUUUAAACUAAAGAAGAGAGUAUUCAUUAACAACACGCAAGGAAAAAAAUAAACGCCAGUUUUGUAGAUCUCCUUGCUCGUUUGAUUUCAGCGCAGUAAGAACUUUCGACGUUUUACCAUUAUCUUGUGUAUGAAAUUACAACGAAAUACAGCUUCUGGAACGAUCAACAGCAAUUGUUUCCACAUGUGGAUGCCAUUAUGGUAUUGGAUGUUUUUUUCUUAUGGGGAUAAUAAAUAUCACAUCUCUGUCGAAAGGACAGUCUUGCUUGAGUGAACAAAGCAAACUAUGACCCGUUUCGUGUUCUAUAAAUUCACUGCUGCCUGAGGAAUAUGACAAGAUUAUGGAAAUGUUCCAGAAAAAAAACGUCAUAAAGUAUCUCUUACUCAGUGAAUGACAUCCUAACAGCGCGUAUUCAUGAAUUAAAGUCAAAAGCAGUAUGAAAUUUCGUGAAGUUUCCUUUAUCAGCAUGGUACGUGUUAAUUACUGGAGCGAUUUAACAGGUACCUGAACUAAGUGAAUGGGUAAAUAAGCUCGCUCGCAGAUUUGUGCUUCAUUUUCACUAAAGGGAGAUAGUUGUUAAGAUUGGUCCGUGAUAGAAAGUUCGCCUGCUUUGGCCAAGCCCUGAAGUUUUCAUAUCCACGUCUGGCCAUAGCCACGGUUAAAAGGCGGAAAGUGAAAACAGACGAUAUAGCGGAAAUCUUUGGGUUAAAUUCUUAGCCCCCUGGCCUUGCGCGCACGUGAGCUAACUUAACUGCAAACAGAGUUCAUCCAUAACUAACCACGCGGCUGGAUUCAUAGCAAAAGAGAAUGAAUUCUGUCGCGAACGAGACUGUCGAGUUUGAGCUGCCGUACUUCAAAGAGCCUCACUGGUUAGAGAUCGUUCGCUUGACACUCGAGUUCUUCAUCGCAACUCUCGGCAUAGUAGGAAAUGCCGUGGUAUGCUUAGUCAUAACUUUCCAACCCCAGAUGCAGACCGUUAUCAACUUCUACAUUAGAAACCUCGCCAUUGCAGAUCUAGGAAUACUUCUCUUCUCCUUCCCGCUAACGGUAAUUAAGGAACAAGAUCCAUAUCACUGGCCCCUGGGUGAAUACUUCUGUCGGUUUCUGUAUCCUGUCAAUGAUAUAUUUUACGGUGUUUCAGUGUGGUCCAUAACCUUGAUUGCCAUAGAUCGCUACAGAGCAAUAGUUGGAGGCCGUAUUCCUAAGCGAAAUUCCCUCAAUUUCAGAUCAGCAAGAUGGAUGAUUCUUGGCGUGUGGAUAAUGUCCUUCUUGGUCAUCUCCCUGCCUUUGUAUUUCGUGAUGACGUUCAUUGACCAGAACUCGUACAUCGAUUGUACUCCAAUCUGGCCGAGCGCCGAGCGAGGAAAUCUGGGAGAGAUGCAACAAAUCUACAGUAUCGCGAUCAUUGUAUUCUGGUAUGUUCUGCCACUCACCAUUAUCGUUGGAACAUUCCACAGCAUUUCAGUAAAGCUCCGAGUCAGCACUAACUUUAACAGAUCCAUACAAGAAGAGUGUAACGAAUCCGAAUCCCGCAACGCUCGCAAAAGACUUCGUGAGCGACAAAACAGUAGAGCUAAGAAGCUUUUAACACCUGUUGUAAUAGUUUUUGCUGUCACUAUGCUUCCCGUUAAUGUUUUCCGCCUCUCAUUUAUGUAUUGGGAAGGAAUUUCUGAGCACAAAUACUUGUGGGUUUUUUACAAUGUUUGCGUGAUCUUCGUCAUUGCAAACUCGUCGGCAAAUUUUUUCAUUUACUCCCUUGUGAGCGACGAGUUUCGCCAAAGUUUUAAGCGCCUCAUUUGUCGUAAUUCUAACUCUACUUCUCGUAGUACAACAGACAGAACUGUUCGAAGUCCACUUCACAGUCCUUUAAACCUAAGUCCUACAAAUUUAUACCCAACCAACACUGACAGACAAGAAUAAGACGAAGGGAACUCCAGACAACUUCAAGAGCGAAAUUCACGCGAGGUUUUGGCGACGACCUGCAGCAUCCUGCUGACAAAACAGUGGGAAAGACUGAUUCCUUUUAAAAGCUAAAUAUCUAAACGUACUCAAACAUUUAAAAUAGAGAAGAUUUCGCUGAUAGAUGCGUCGAGCUUCAACGCUCUUUAACAUUCGUUUUCAACGUGUUUGAAGGGCAUUUUUUAAUGGAUAAUUUUAGACAUUUGAAGACGGGUAUGACGCUCCCCGUGAACGGUAAUACUAUUAUUGUUUUAGUAAUGUUUUUUCUAGGUUUAAUUUCAUGAAGAAAAUGUGUAAACGCUAAGAUAUGGGGCUAAAAACAGCUGUCCUUGAAAACGAACAAGUUAAAAAGGUGUGAAAUAAAACGAUUUUUAU